Messenger RNA from Osmerus eperlanus (European smelt), 4456 nucleotides. RefSeq names its product grainyhead-like transcription factor 2b (gene grhl2b). NCBI's taxonomy places the organism in Eukaryota, Metazoa, Chordata, Actinopteri, Osmeriformes, Osmeridae. Gene Ontology annotation, biological process: regulation of transcription by RNA polymerase II; brain development; neural tube development. Gene Ontology annotation, molecular function: RNA polymerase II cis-regulatory region sequence-specific DNA binding; DNA-binding transcription activator activity, RNA polymerase II-specific. The transcript is spliced from 16 exons. Gene Ontology annotation, cellular component: nucleus. The record is from RefSeq and is a predicted model, not a curated record. The coding region runs from base 319 to 2133 and encodes 604 amino acids.
AUACUUUAAACUAAAAGAAUUCAAACCAAAGUUUAGCCAUUGGCAUUUAGCUAAGCAAGGUAAAAUCUACAGUUUCUUUAUAUCGAGGAAUAAUUCACUUGCUGUUGCAUAAUUAAUGCCCUACUUUGUAUCGGGACAUAAAGUAAGGUGCAGCGCUGCUUACCUGCAAGGUGAGGGGCUGGGAAAGACUUGGUACUAGAAAAGCUGAUUUACCUGUAGCCCAGGUUCUGGCAGUUCGCACCCGCUCAGCCUCGCAUUCUCAUCUGCACCGACUUGAAAGUCCAGUUUCACAAGGAAGAAACGUGGAGGAAACAAAAUAUGUCACAAGAGACUGACAAUAAGCGUCUGGUGGUGGUGGUUCCCAAUGAAAACUCUUACCACCAAAGGAGGGCCUACACCAGCGAAGAUGAGGCAUGGCGCUCCUACCUGGAGAAUCCCCUGACGGCCGCCACGAAAGCCAUGAUGAGCAUAAACGGAGAUGAAGACAGUGCCGCUGCUCUCGGACUGCUCUACGAAUACUACAAGGUUCCUAAAGAAAAGAGAUUGUUGCCUGUUGCAAAAGUAGUGGACAUUUCAGAAGAGCAAGAAAAGAGGUGUGUCUCCGGGGCAAACAGCCAGAAUGAUGGUGAAACCGUUGACAACCGUGUCCAGGUUCUCAAGUCUGUCCCAGUCAACCUGUCAAUCAACACAGACCACCUCGAGUCCAAGCGAGAGCCGUACGUCUCUGGGUCUGGGUCUGGUGAUGGCGGCGCCACUGUGGCCGUGGUGAAAGCGGAAGUGUACACGCCAGUCUUCAUGGGACCUGGCGGGGUUCACUACAGAGUAGAGGGGGAGGAGCCAGGGCGAGUCAUCUAUGAACAGAACCAUUAUGAUGAGACAGUUGGAAAUCAUCCUGGAUAUGUCAAGGAUGACCAACGAAGCACCCCUGACAGCCCCUAUGAGGAAGAGAGCGAUGGGAAAUACCAUACACCUUCCUCUAUGGCACCUGCCGAAUUCAUUUUUGAUCAGCAAGCCGUUGACACUUUCCAGUACACACUUGAUGCUUCACGGUCCCUGCGCCAAAAGCAGGGAGAGGGGCCAAUGACGUACCUGAACAAAGGCCAGUUCUACGCUGUCACCCUGAGCGAACUUGGGGUCAAUAAACGUUUAAGACACCCCAUCAGCAAAGUCAGGAGUGUGAUCAUGGUUGUUUUCAGUGAGGACAAGAAUAGAGAUGAACAGCUGAAGUAUUGGAAGUACUGGCAUUCCCGCCAACACACUGCCAAACAGAGGGUGCUGGAUAUAGCGGAUUACAAGGAGAGUUUCAACACCGUUGGGAACAUUGAGGAGAUUGCCUACAACGCUGUUUCCUUCACUUGGGAUGUCAACGAAGAAGCUAAGAUCUUCAUUACGGUAAACUGUCUGAGCACAGACUUUUCGUCUCAGAAGGGGGUAAAGGGUCUGCCUCUGAUGAUCCAGAUUGACACGUACAGCUACAACAACCACAACAACAAGCCCCUCCACAGAGCCUACUCCCAGAUCAAGGUCUUCUGUGACAAGGGUGCUGAGAGAAAGAUAAGGGACGAGGAGAGGAAACAGAACCGAAAGAAGACAAAAGGGAAGGAUGGAGGUGUGGGUGUCAUAAUGCUACCUAAGAAGGCCGACACAACUUUCUUCAAGACCCUGACCAACCUGGAGGCCCAGCCUGUCCUCUUCAUCCCGGAUGUUCACUUUGGUAAUCUACAGAGGGCUGGACAGGUAUUUACCUUCAACACAGAGGAGAUUGAGAGGGAAGGGAGUGUCCUGGUGAAGAGGAUGUUUAGGCCGUCCAAUGACGACCUCAGCCCCUCCCCCCACAAACUGAUCAAAGAAGAGACACAAAAGAGAGUGCUGCUGUACGUGAGGAAGGAGUCAGACGAAGUGUUUGACGCUCUCAUGCUCAAGUCUCCCACACUGCGAGGCCUAAUGGAUGCUAUAUCAGAGAAAUAUGGACUACCCUCAGAGAGGAUAGCUAAGGUGUACAAGAAGAGCAAAAAAGGGAUUCUGGUAAACAUGGACGACAACAUCAUUGAGCACUACUCCAAUGAAGACACGUUCAUCUUGAACAUCGAGAGCUACGCAGACUCGUAUAAGGUGACCCUCACUGAGAUCUGAAGAACAAAGGGAUCUGACUGUUGAUUGGUUGAGACUAGACUGUAGAGGCCCAGACUAGGUGGAGCCAAACAGCUGAUUGGUUGAGAUUUGUGACCCUGUGGGACCUGAUAGUUGAUUAGCUGAGUUGUUCGGGACAGUUAAUUGGAUGUGACUUACUUCUGAUCCAAAGCCCCUGUGACGGGCUAGUGUGACUGGAGACCACUCAAAAUGGGGAUACAAAUUGUAUCCUAGCCCCCUCACAAGUGUUGGGACCAGCCUCUAUCCAGUUCAACUAAAAUCCACAGACAGAUAAGGAGGAAGAAGGACUCAAAAGAUUUCACACAAUUUUCAAGAGCAACUAAACACCAAAACCACUUUUAAAACCUAUGUUCACUGCUCAAACAUGACUAAACACAUCCAUCCUGGUUUUGAUUCUGACAAUUCUUUUCACAAUGGUUAUUUGGAGUAGCCUUUUUGUUUGUAAUUCCCAUAUGUUUUGUCCCUAGUGGUUAAAAAGAUUUGAAAUAAUUAGUGAUGUAGAGGUGCCCUUUUGGAGUAUAAUUUCAUCCUCACUGGAAGGGGUUGUAUGAAUACCAGCUGGUAAUACCACUAGGCUAACCUGAAUCAUGUCAAGCUUUUUAGGAAGACCCAAAAUGAAUAUUCACGAGAAAUUCCCACACAAUAUCUAAAAUAUGAAGGGAGGUGCAAAGGCUAAAAUUGGGGUGUUUAGUCUCAUUAAAAAAUGCCAGUCUGUGCAAUAACAGUACCUUUUCUUUUAUAUUUGAAAGUCAGGAUGAACUGAAAAUAAUUCAAGCCUUCUUGAACUGCUCAAAUCAUUGCAUUUUGAGUGAGCAGUAAUAAUAUUCAUCCAUUUGUUGUGCAAGUACAUAUAUGAAAAUAAUUGUCAGUUUUAUUUUGUUGUGUUUGUAUGUUUUUGUGCCAAAUAAUGGCCACUGAUAGUCAAGUAAAAAUGCUGUACUGCAGUGUAAAUAAGUGUAUAUACUUAGUAUGGAAGUGGGCAGCUCUAGCAAGUCUUAUCAAGUAUACUGAAAUGGUCCGAGGUUUCAAGUUUCAUGUGCAUAAGAUGAGAGACUUCAUGUGGAUCCUAUGUGUUUAUAUGGCGUCUUACUCUUAGCUGUCUUAUUUAUUUUUGUGGCUUUUGGCUCAACCAUCCGUCAUUUCUUUUAAACAAGUACUUAAGUGCAUUUGUAUCCUUUCAAGUUACUUAUUUGUGGAUUUUUUUAUAUAUUGAGUGGUGAAAAUGUAAAUUUGUUUGUUUUGAAUAAAAAAAUAUCACAUUUGUGCAUAGUUAUGUUUAAAGUUAAAUAGUCAAGUUAUAAUAAAAAAACUUUAGAUGUCUGGCUAUGUUUGGAAGAAAAAAAGGAUUCUCAAUUUUUUAAAUGUUUUCUUUAUUUAAUAGUCAAAAACAGACUCCUGUCUUUUAAAGCUCCACUGACACAAUGCAAGUAACAAUACAAAAUCUACAAAAUGAUACUGUGAUACAGAUUUUAACCGACAGGUAAGAAUUGUACUGUAUAAAUCGGUACAAUACUGUUUUCUUUAGCGGAUACAUUUGGCACUUGACCACAAAAUGCUAUUGUAUGAGAUAGUGACAUUUACCUGCUGCUAUAUUUGAAAAAUGUUAAAAACCUUUUUCACUUUUUACAAACCUCUUUACACCCUUUUCUUGUUUAUAAAACAAGCAGUGAUCCUAAACAUUCAGGUGUGUGCAAUAGGCAGUGCAGUAGGUGUGGAACAGUAGCUUUAAGGAGAACAGCACAUAGUUCCUGAUAGAGCUCUAAGCCCACAUUCCAUUUACAAUCUUAUAGACCUGAUGUGGCUGGAUCGAUAUAUCCCUGUGUAUAAAAGGUCUGGAUCUGCCUAUGUGUUUCUGCAAAUCCCUGGGUCUUGCGUUGUGCUUCAGUAAUAUUGGGGUUUCCAGUAGUCUUUUUGGUUGCAGAAAUUUGCUUUGCAGAAAUUGCCUUCAUACAUGCUGAAAAACCACCUUUUUGAUUUUUGUUGCCAUAGAAUCUACAUUGGUCAAUUUCACCAAUUCAAUCCAUAUUUUAGAUUACUUGAAAAAGUACAAAUGCAUCUGAAUAUAGAACAUGCAUGCAAACUCACUGGACAGUUGACAUGAAACAGUUUCCAAUAAUCACAUCCUUAACAUCCACUAAAUAAAGAUGAGGGCUCCUGAUUUUUUUUUUACAAAAUGUAUACCAUACAAUUUCAGCAAUCAACAGCAUACAGUUACUGCACAUACCGUACACCAAAGAUUUAGAGUCGAUGUGUAUGAAAUGAAUAUGUUUGUGCUCAGCUUUGAUAGGGGGAGUAUUCUCUAUUU